Magnolia sinica is the source of this 1181-nucleotide messenger RNA. RefSeq names its product ras-related protein RIC1. NCBI's taxonomy places the organism in Eukaryota, Viridiplantae, Streptophyta, Magnoliopsida, Magnoliales, Magnoliaceae. The record is from RefSeq and is a predicted model, not a curated record. Gene Ontology annotation, molecular function: GTPase activity; GTP binding. Bases 284 to 895 code for a protein of 203 amino acids. The transcript has 8 exons.
UCAGAAAAGCCGACGGUGAAAAUUCUGAUGAUUUAUGGUGACGAAGCAUUCGGUGACGUGACAGCCGAAGCUCUCUCUCCUCGAUAAAUACCCAUUCAACUCCUUCUCCUCCGGAGCGGAUCUUUCUCUUUCUUGUUUAUCUUUCAUUUCGAUUUUUUUUUGUUCUACUUUUUGUUUUUGUUUUUAACGAUUUUCCCCUUUCAAGGAGAAGUAGAGAUCUAGGGCGUGGGAGGAUCGGUAGAAUUCUCGUCUCUGUUUCUACUUCAUCUCGCUAAUUUACGCCAUGAAUCCCGAAUAUGACUAUCUUUUCAAGCUUCUGCUUAUUGGAGAUUCAGGUGUUGGCAAGUCGUGCCUUCUUUUGAGAUUUGCGGACGAUUCAUAUCUGGAGAGCUACAUAAGUACCAUUGGUGUUGAUUUUAAAAUCCGCACAGUGGAGCAAGAUGAGAAGACCAUUAAACUUCAAAUUUGGGACACUGCUGGACAAGAACGAUUCAGGACAAUUACAAGCAGCUACUACCGUGGUGCACAUGGCAUUAUUGUCGUUUAUGAUGUUACCAACCAAGAAAGCUUCAACAACGUCAAGCAGUGGUUGAAUGAGAUUGAUCGUUAUGCAAGUGAAAAUGUGAACAAGCUUUUGGUUGGAAACAAAUGCGACAUGACUGCUAAUAAAGUGGUUUCCUAUGAAACAGGCAAGGCAUUUGCUGAUGAAAUUGGGAUCCCUUUCUUGGAAACAAGUGCCAAGGAUUCUACCAAUGUAGAGCAGGCGUUCAUGACCAUGGCUGCCGAGAUAAAGAAUCGAAUGGCGAGUCAGCCAGCAAUGAAUGCCAGCAAACCAGCCACAGUUCAAAUGCGGGGCCAGCCUGUCAAUCAAAAGACCACCUGUUGCUCCACUUAAAUCUGGACUUUUAUCUCAGUGGACGUGAGUUUUCGGUGGCACGCUUUGGAUAGAGAAAUUUCGGCCAGCCAUGGGGGUGGGGGUUCAGGUGGUGACCCACAUUGGUAGGGCCCACAUUUGCGUAUAUAGAAGAAAGGUCCAAAUAGGCAUGUUUUGUUUGUAAGCGUGAUCAAGCACAAUCGCAUCCAGCAAUUGGAUCGGUAAACAAACUGGCUGUAACUACUGCAUUUUAGAACAUGUUUUUCGUUUCCAGAAUGCCAACUAUUUAUCAAUUUGUUUUAGAACA